Messenger RNA from Leptinotarsa decemlineata (Colorado potato beetle), 1795 nucleotides. RefSeq names its product Inositol phosphate kinase 2 (gene Ipk2). NCBI's taxonomy places the organism in Eukaryota, Metazoa, Arthropoda, Insecta, Coleoptera, Chrysomelidae. The record is from RefSeq and is a predicted model, not a curated record. Gene Ontology annotation, biological process: inositol phosphate biosynthetic process. Gene Ontology annotation, cellular component: cytoplasm; nucleus. Gene Ontology annotation, molecular function: inositol-1,4,5-trisphosphate 3-kinase activity; inositol tetrakisphosphate kinase activity.
CAUCGAAUACCCCUCCGCGCGUGUUCGGGGCUAAAAAUAAAAUGAACGGCCGUGAAGUCAUGGCUGUUCGUUAGAAUCAGUCUUUGUGGCUAGUUGGCUGAUUUAUCAGCUGGGCUUUCCUGCCAAACGUUGGAAAAUGAACAGUUCGCCAAGUGAUCAAUUCCAAGUUAGUUUUAAAAUAUUCCAUUUUUGCUUCGAAGUGGAGUAGCUCCAGGCGCUAAGAUCAAGAUAACUGUCAGAUAACGAUCCAACAAUAAAAAAGAGCAGCCAGACCAUCAUGGGAAAAUCGGAAGUUCAGUCGCUGCCCAUUCAUCGUUCAGAAACCAACCUAGUGUGCAUCCCGGCGAACUGCAAAGACAUCCAAAUGGCGAACUACACUCAACGUUUCGAGAAGCUCGAUCUGUCCAAGCGCUGUGCACACGAAGAGUUGCCGGAAGAGCCGGAAGAAGACGAGCCUUUGAACAUACCGAGUGGUUUCCAGGUUUUCUCGAAUCAAGUGGCAGGGCAUCUGAACAGCAAAAAGUAUAUUGGAAUGUUGAAAGAAAAUGAAGUAGUCCUAAAACCGAUUCAUAAAAAAGAAAACGGAGAAAGAGAAAUAGGUUUUUAUACGAGCAUCCAAAAUUCAGUGGAUAAGACUUUUAGUGAACUGAAAAGUUUGGUACCAAAGUAUUACGGAACAAAAAUAGUGCAAGUGAAUGGUGAUGAAUACGAAUAUAUAGUCAUGGAAGAUCUGAUUAAAAAUUUCAAAGAGCCCUGCAUCAUGGACGUAAAAAUUGGAAGAAGAUCUUGGGAUCCGACGGCUUCACAGAAAAAAAUACAAUCGGAAGAAACCAAAUACCAUGAUUGUAAAAGAGAUCUCGGAUUUUGUAUCCCAGGUUUUCAAGUGUACAAAAUAAGUAACAAUCAAUUUAUAAAACAUGGAAACGAAUACGGAAAAAACUUAAAUAAGGAACGAGUUGAAGAUGCAAUUCGAACCUUCUUAAAUGCUGAUGGUGGCAAAGUAUGUAGGAGCUUGAUCGUGCAGUUCUUGGCUGCUUUGUGGCAAAUCCAAUACUGGGCCAGAAAUCAAAGGAGGCUAAGACUUUAUUCCUCCUCGAUACUGCUGGUUUACGAUGCCCGGCGACUUCGAGAAAAAACUAAACACGUCAAGGUUGCAUCUUCGUUGAAAUUGUCAAGAAAAAGCAGUCUAUACCGCCCUAUGAGCAUGGCCCAACUGAACAGUUCCGAAAAAGUACAAACCGGAUUCAGCGGCCAACUCACGAAAGAGGGGCCAAUUUUGCAACCGCCAAGAUCGCCUAACAAACUUAUUAAUUUAGAAGUUCCUAGUCUUGACAGUAACAACACUUGGCAUAAGUCAAUUCACAGUUUGAAAAGAACUCAUUCUUUUCAAAACAAUUACGAUAAAGACGUUCAGAAUAAAAAACAAGACUAUACAUUUCUUUUGGACGAGUUGUGCAGUGAUAGAAAAUCUGAAUGUUGGGCUACGGCCAAGAUGAUAGAUUUUGCGCAUGUUUUUCCUGCUGAAAACUGUGAUAUAGAUAGAAAUUAUUUGAAUGGAAUCGAAAAUUUAGUUAAUUUAUUUGAAGAGUUUUUAUUUGAGAGUGAAUAAAUUUCAUCUGAAUAAAGUAUUUUCAUACUGCUUCUGCUGAGUGUUGUGAAUUCAUCACUUUAUAUAAUAAAGACAAUGACAUCACAUGUACUUUGUGAAUAAAUUCUACAUUUUUUACCGUAUUUAAACUUAAUUAUUUUUGUAAAACCAUGAUGAUGAUAAAUUAUUAAAAAUCUCCGAAAUUCA